GACUCCAACGAGUUCGACCAGGAUGAGGAUGAGGGCGGCGAGGAGGAAGAGGAGUUCGAGGAGGACCCCGAGGAAGCCGACGAGGCCGAGGUCGAGGAUCACGGAGCUGGCCCUGGCGACUUCGACCCGGGCGCCGUCAGGGGGGACUGGCCAGCGGCCUACCCGUUCACGAAGAACGGCACCGACUUCAAACUCAGGCUGAGGCGCAGGGAGUCCGAGAAGAUCACGGUGGUCGACCUCAAGCAGGGCCAGGGCGCCUUCGCGCAGCUCGUGCAGCUGCCCGACAACUUCACGAAGGACAAGUACAACCUCUACGGGUGCGAGAACCCGAAGGCAGCAUCCACGGAGGUCGCCGAGAAGAUCGCGGCGACGAAGAUCAAGAACGACCGGCUGGUCCUGCUGGCGGGCGCCGACUCGCAGCUGCCGAGGUGA
This is a messenger RNA of Prorocentrum cordatum, 432 nucleotides long. The record is from the annotation of a GenBank genome assembly. Lineage: Eukaryota; Dinophyceae; Prorocentrales; Prorocentraceae.